CAAUAAAAAGUCUAUUGACUGUACUUGUCAUGCAGUGCACACACAUACAGAGAGGAGAGGAGCUGGUUCAUAUAUCACUGACUGUGAGUGCAGGGAUUUAAAGGGUUGUAUCCUGGUCAAAUAUUUACUUUGCAGUGCGUCAAGACUGAUCUUGGCUAAACUAACUUUAAAGAUGUCACAUACAAACAACACAAUCACUUUCCCUGAGCUCAUCAAACUCAAACGUGAUGGUGGUCAACUCACCGAUGAAGAGAUCCAUGCCUUUGUCCAAGGGGUCAAAUCGAAAGCCAUAAAAGACAGUCAAAUAGGGGCUAUGCUCAUGGCCAUUUGGUUAAAGGGCAUGUCUGAAAAAGAGACCAUGCAAUUGACCAAAGAGAUGAUGAAGUCUGGGGAAGUGUUUGUCUGGUCGGAUGAAUGGCUUGUGGUGGACAAACACUCAACAGGUGGAGUUGGAGACAAAGUGAGCCUGCCACUUGCACCUGCUUUGGCUGCGUGUGGCUGUAAGGUGCCCAUGAUAAGUGGUAGAGGAUUAGCGCAUACAGGUGGCACACUGGAUAAGCUGGAGUCUAUUCCUGGCUUUAAUGUCAACCAGUCAGUGCAACAGGUAAAGCAGAUCUUACAAGACAUAGGCUGUUGCAUUGUAGGACAGACCGAGAGUCUGGUGCCAGCAGAUCGAGUUCUCUAUGCCCUCAGAGAUGCCACAUCAACCGUAGACAGUCUUCCUCUCAUCACAGGCUCCAUCAUUUCUAAGAAAGGAGCAGAAGGUCUGAAUGCACUUGUAUUGGAUGUGAAGUUUGGCAGGGCUGCGUUGUAUAAAGAUUUGGACAGUGCGCGCCAUCUUGCCCACUCACUGGUAACUGCAGGCAACAACCUGGAUAUAAAAACAGGGGCGGUACUUAGCCGUAUGGACGCUCCGAUUGGUCGUUGUGUGGGAAAUGCAGUUGAGGUGUGUGAAGCCCUCGAGUGUCUUAAAGGACGGGGGCCAGAUGACCUAAAUGAACUUGUUUCAACUUUAGGUGGGUACUUAUUGUGGAUAAGUCGCCACUCUUCAACAUUAGAGAACGGGAAAAAUAUGAUUCUCCAAAAACUAAAGAACAGAGAAGCCCUGAAAAAGUUUCAGGCUAUGUUGGUGGCCCAGGGUGUGACCGCAGACGCUGCCCAAUUCCUGUGCGCAGACGACGCAGACUACUUUAAGCACAUGAAGAGAGCAGCACAUCAAACAGAGCUUAAAGCACAACAUGAUGGAACGGUUUUAGAGAUUGAUGGCAUGACCGUGGCCAAGGUGCUGCACAAGUUAGGGGCGGGACGUAAUGAACCUGGUGAGAAAAUCGAUCACAGUGUGGGAGCAGAGAUUUUGGUAGACAUGGGACAGCGGGUAACUAAAGGUCAAUCCUGGAUCAGGAUUCAUCACAAUAGUCCAGAACUGAAUCCACACCAACAUUCUGACCUUCAGAAAGCUUUGGUUAUUGGCAGCAGUGACGAAUUUAAGACAGAGUCACGUGUAGCAGAAUUCAUCCAUCCCAGAUAAUGCCAAAAUGUAAAAAAAACAUACUUUUUUAAGAAUUAUUUUAAAAGGUUUAAGUUUAAGUAUGGUUCUGUAUAUGUAAAGUACCACGAGGGCUAAAUUGAUACCAGGUAGGACUUGGGAAGCCAGACAAUACAAACUAAAGAUUAUUGAACUUUGAGCACUUCGAAAGCCAUCUGGGAAAUCUUUAAACGCGUUUGCUUACCAGUGGCCUCUGAAAUAUUAUUGUAGCCCAGGGCUGCUCAAUAUCCACCUGCCUUCAAAGUUCAGUCAUAACUUUAAUGAUUCUCACCUGAAGCAACUAGGUAAACAAAACUUAAGGGUUGAGUUGAGAAAUGAAAUUUGCAGGAAGGUGGAUCAUCAGAAGAAUGCGCACAAAAACUGUUUAGAAACUUUGUAUGAAUGUGCAUGUUAAAUAUUUAUGUGCAGAUAAAUUGUCACUUUGUAUUUCUACUGCAUUAAGAUGAUUUUAACCUCGGCAGUUACAUUUAAAUGUGAUGUAUUGAAGUUAUGAGCUUUUCAAUAUAAAUUCACCAACUUUGUUUAUACUCAAAUAGUUUUUCUUUAAAACACAUUGCUUUCUUUGUAUUUCUUAAAUAAAUUAGAUUAUUCAGAUUUUUUGGGGUUGGGUUAAAUGAAUUUUGCUGCCACCUAGUGGGGGAAAAAGCGUACAACACUUUUUUUUAUUAACAUCAGGUUUUAAAUAAUCGCAAUUCGUAUUUAAUAUAUUUCAUUAAUCUAAUCUUUAAGUAAGUCUUUAUCUAAAAUGUCACAUUUAUUAGAAUUGUUCACGCAUGCAAAAGACCUUUAAUAGUUAAGCUUUAUAAUUUAAGAACCAUUAACAAAAAUUUUACAUUUUCCAAACUGAUGUUGUAUUAUGUUAUGUUAUGUUUUUUGUUAUGUCGGUGAGGCAAUCUAAUUCCUAACUUUCUUAAUAUAAGAAUGGGGUAGGGAGUUUAUACGAUUUUUUUCUUCAUCCUACUCCUGUCCUUCUUGACAUGGAAUGUAUUUUUGUUGUGUUUGUUAGAUUGUUGUUGUGGCGUUUCGCGUUGCAUUACCAUGAAAAGAAAAAUAAAUCAAUGAAAUAUGUUCCA
Misgurnus anguillicaudatus (oriental weatherfish) is the source of this 2619-nucleotide messenger RNA. Lineage: Eukaryota; Metazoa; Chordata; Actinopteri; Cypriniformes; Cobitidae. The record is from RefSeq and is a predicted model, not a curated record.